AUGAACCCCCGUGCUUUGUACCGUUGUGCCUUUUACUCUCUGAGUCUUGCAGCUUUUGUGGUUGGGCACAUCCAUCCAGAAUGUGACUUUGUAGCUGAGCUGAAGAGAAAUGAGAAUGAAUGUCUGAGGGGUGCUGAAGAUCAUGGAAAUGAAACUGCAGGUUGCAGGAAAACAUGGGACAGGCUACUGUGCUGGCCGAAUGCAGAAGCUGGUGAGACUCCCACAUUGCCCUGCCCCCAGGUUCUCUUUCACUUCCUCAAGGAGCCAGGCUUGGUAAGAAGAAACUGUACAGUGAAUGGCUGGUCUGAUCCAUAUCCCUCCUAUCACAUUGCCUGUCCAGUGAACGAUGAAAUUCCAGUUGAGGAACAGUCCUAUUUUUCUACUGUAAAGAUCAUCUACACUGUGGGGUACAGCAUUUCCAUCUCCUCCCUCGCCCUGGCUGUGACUGUUCUUAUUGCAUUCAGGAGACUCCGCUGUCCCAGAAAUUAUAUCCACAUCCAGCUCUUUCUCACCUUCAUCUUGAAAACUAUUGCCAUUUUCAUUAAGGAUGCGGUCCUCUUCCAGAAGGAAGAUAUUGACCAUUGCAGCUUCUCUACAACUGAAUGCAAGAUAUCAGUGGCUUUCUGUCACUAUUUUAUGAUGACUAAUUUCAUGUGGCUGCUGGUAGAGGCGCUUUACCUGAACUGUCUGCUCUUAUCAUCCUUUCCUCAUGGAAGACGCUAUUUUUGGUGGCUCGUUCUGUUUGGAUGGGGUGUCCCAACAUUUUUUACCGUAGUGUGGAUAUUAGCAAAGCUAUAUUUUGAAGACACCGCAUGCUGGGAUAUUAACCAGGGCUCGCCUUACUGGUGGCUAAUCAAAGGACCGAUCAUCAUUUCUGUUGGGGUCAACUUUAUCCUUUUUAUCAACAUCAUCAGAAUCUUGCUGAAAAAGCUGGACCCGAGACAAAUCAACUUCAAUAAUUCAUGUCAGUACAGACGUCUCUCAAAAUCGACGCUGCUUCUCAUUCCGUUAUUUGGGACACAUUACAUUGUCUUCAACUUCCUCCCCGAAUACACCAACCUGGGAGUCCGGCUAUAUUUAGAGCUCUGCAUUGGAUCUUUCCAGGGGUUUAUUGUAGCCGUUCUGUACUGUUUCCUUAAUCAAGAGGUGCAAGCAGAAAUUGGCCGGAGAUGGCAUGGGAAGAGCUAUGGACUUAUGCCAGUGUGGAGGAAGAGAACUAGGUGGACCAUGCCAUCUAGUUCUGGGAUAAAAAUGACUACCUCUGUAUGUUAGGGACAGCUGCUGAACUGGGAGCAAUGGUGUUUAAGAGCCCAAAUGUGAUCGAGGAAACUGAAUUUAAAUCAUCCGACUGUAACUUAAAAUGCCUGAGUGAAUUAGAGAAGACUAAUCCAGUUCUGUCUAGUUCCAUAGAAAUGCCUCCCGCCAGACCUCUACAGAAGUUACAAGCAUUACAGCAUCAGAUCAAACACCGAGUGGCUUAUAUAAUCCUUUUCAUGUGUAUCAUAUGCAGCACAGCAGCAUACACAUAACAGCAACAACCUCCUCUUCUUUUGUCCAGUUUCUGGACUAUUUUUCAUGGACUACACAUUAAAGCACAUCAACUGAGAGGUCACCAAAAGUAUCCUAAAGUGACACUAUGGAAGUGUCAGAUCUGGAAUGCACUACCACCUUCUUCAAAUUGUGGGAACUGGAUUCAGACUGCUGGUUUUGAAUCACUAGACUAGCAAACAAGAAACAGAAUGCCUUUCAAACCUACAGCACAGUGUUAUCAGUCCCCUCCUAAGCAAGGAGAUUCAGAGUUAAGACGAAACCCAGCUAUAGCCUGAACUCUUGAUAUUGUGCAAAAGCUGUUUCUCAAAUUAUGGUCCCUGGACCACCAGUAAUGUAGAGAGUAUAUCUUGGUAGCCUACAGGUGAAACUUUCUGAGAAUUAAGGAGUAGGAAACUGAGUUGUUGGAGGAAGAUGAUUCCAUGAGGGUGGCGUUUUAUGAAAAAUUGGGCUAAGUAACUAAAAUGAGCAGAAAC
Messenger RNA from Mauremys reevesii (Reeves's turtle), 2024 nucleotides. RefSeq names its product growth hormone releasing hormone receptor (gene GHRHR). The transcript is spliced from 13 exons. Gene Ontology annotation, molecular function: growth hormone-releasing hormone receptor activity; peptide hormone binding; G protein-coupled peptide receptor activity. Gene Ontology annotation, cellular component: plasma membrane. The record is from RefSeq and is a predicted model, not a curated record. Gene Ontology annotation, biological process: cell surface receptor signaling pathway; adenylate cyclase-activating G protein-coupled receptor signaling pathway; positive regulation of cell population proliferation. Lineage: Eukaryota; Metazoa; Chordata; Testudines; Geoemydidae. The coding region runs from base 1 to 1272 and encodes 423 amino acids.